CACACACACACACACACACAGAAAAGUUUCUAUUGAUCUGUAGGUAGACGGGGCAGAGGGGGGAGGAACAGCCGAGCAGGAUGGUAAAGCCAGCAGAGCAGUAGCUGUACCUGCUCCUGUCUCAUCCUGCCUUUCUUUUCUUUUUUUUUAAGAUCUUGUGUUUGAAGGUGGGUGUAUCAGUCCCUCUCCCCUCAUCUCUCCUUCACCCACUCCAUUGCGGUGUGUUCCUACUGGGCUAUCUAUCUGCACGCUCUCACACACACACACACACACACACGCUCGUUCCUAAACAGCCCCCCCUCCCACCGUUCAUCCGUCUGUGUCUACCGCCAUCAGACACAGAGAGUGAUAAUAUCUGCCCAUCUCCUCCUCCUAUUUGCUGUGCUCCUCCUCUCCUGCAUCUUGCCUAUUGAUUAUUCACUUGGGCGUUCAUUUACCACAGCGUCUCAUACAAGGUAGCCCUGCUUCCUCUUCAAUUUAUCUCAUGUCUUUAAUACAGUUUGGACUUUGCCUUCCUAAAUCGUACUUUAUUUUUAUUGCAGUGAUUUAUUAUCUGUGUUCAGUUACUGUCUGGACACGUCCCUCUGCUCCCUGCCUGCAUGCUUCUCCCUUGCAUCAAGACUUCCUCCACCUUGUCUGUGUGGAAGACAAAGCUGUUCGGAGUCCGCUCUGCAUUGUUGUACAGUUUGAAUAUUAACAUGUGGCUCAGCCAUGACUGUGCUGUACCAGUGGAAAAAAAAAAAAAAAAAAACCUGGGAGGAACAAGGGUGGGCUCUGUGGAGGGAGGAGCUGCUGUGGAAACGGCCCUGUCAUUGGUCGGUGACGUGUCCUGCCUGCCUGCAAAAGCUCGCCCGGUUGGCUGCUGCUCUGCAUUGAGCACAGCAGUUGUGAAGAAUUACCCCUUCUCCUUUCUGCCCAGUCUCUCUCUUUCCUGCCUCUUCCCCUCACAUUAACGAAUGUCUGGGAGUCAUCGGUGUCGACCACGUGUGCCAGCCUGUGCCACCUCAAGGACACCACUGUUCCCAGUAUACUGCAGCUGGAUUCCUAUCAACAAGACAACACGCAAGGACAUGCAGAAGAGAGGUCAGUGAGGAGGAUGACAACGGAGGAAUAAAGGACAGCGAAGGAGGGAUGAGAAAGAGACUGAAGUAAGAGGAGGAAGUGGAACUCUGAAGGGCCUACUGAGAAGGGGUUGUCUGCUGCCGUCUGACUUUGCUGGAUGAGAGCAGGACGGGGCUUAGUGUGUGUUUGGCCUUGAACCGAGGCUAUAUUUCAUCCUGACACCCACAGUCGUCCAUCCCAUGUUGCUGAGCUGCAGUCCCGACAUAUCCUGAGCGGAGCCGCCACCUCGUCUCAUCAGUGCAGGGAAACCUUCCCUAUACGAGGUUCUGCUUUUUCCCUCCCUACAGUCAUCUUCCGAAAGAUAUUAGCCCCACAGAGACUACCACAGCCUCGGCCAUGUUGACGUGAAUGUAACAGUGACUUACGGCGGGCGUCCUUUGAGUCAGACGAAGGCGCAGAUGCUCAGCAACAUAUCUAAGCAUUCCAGAGUGAUGUCCUCAGAGUAGUUUCUGUUUCUCCCUCUUUUUUUUUGAGACGGAGCUGGCCUCUGCUCACGGUCACGGCCCUCUAUCUCGCCCCAGUGACACUUCAGCUGCCACAUUUCCCAGGAAGAACUAAUAAACAUCCCCCAAAAUACAUUGAACGCAAGGACUCGCUGCCUAUUUGUUCUGAGGACAAAACUGAGAAUAGUUUUGCUUCUCUUUCCUCUCUGUUUUGCCGGGGAUUCUUUUUUCGUGCAUGGACAUUAGUCACCCUUGCACUCGUCAGACAUCUUUCCGUCCAUCUGCUUAGUGCUUUGUGAGCGUCUCCGAUGGCCGUCAGCAUGAGCAUGGGACGGGACACCAAAUGGCUGACCCUGGAAGUGUGUCGCGAGUUUCAGAGAGGCACCUGCUCAAGGUCUGAUGCCGAGUGCAAGUUCGCCCACCCCGCCCGGAGCUGCCAUGUGGAGAACGGCCGAGUCAUCGCUUGCUUCGACUCGCUGAAGGGACGCUGCACACGUGAGAACUGUAAAUACCUGCACCCACCUCCACACCUGAAAACCCAGCUGGAGAUUAACGGGAGGAACAACCUGAUCCAGCAGAAGGCGGCGGCUGCCAUGUUGGCUCAACAGAUGCAGUUUAUGCUGCCUGGAACCCAGCUGCAGCCCAUAACCACAUUCUCGAUGACGCCCUCCAUGGCAACGAGUCCCAGUAUGGCGUUCAGUCCCUAUCUGAGCCACAUGGGCCCAGGCAUGGGCUUGAUGCCUGAGCUGCUGCCCAGUGCCCCCCUCCUCGUCCCUGGGAGUCCCAGCGGCCUGGCAGCCAUGGGCAACGGCACCUCUGCACAAAAACAUCUGCGCACAGACAAGCUGGAGGUUUGUCGGGAAUUUCAGCGCGGUAACUGCACGCGGGGCGAGGGCGACUGCCGCUACGCUCACCCCCUGGAGGCCGGCAUGGUGGACUGCAGCGAGAACUCGGUCAUAGUCUGCAUGGACUACAUCAAGGGCCGCUGCAGCCGAGACAAGUGCAAGUACUUCCACCCGCCUGCUCACCUGCAGGCCAGGAUCAAGGCUGCACAGCACCAGGCCAGUCAGAACACAAUCACCAACACAGGCUUGGCUCUGCCGCCGGGGGUCAUGCAGCAGCUACCAAAGAGGCAGAUUGUAGAGAAGAGCAACGGAACUGCUUCCGCUAUCUUCAACCCCAGCAUGUUCCACUACCAGCAGGCCCUGGCUAACAUGCAGCUGCAGCAACAAGCCUUUAUCCCCACUGGACUUAUGAAAACCCCGGCCCCGCUGGCAGCGGAGAGCCGCUGGGAAAGGAGGGAGUGGAGCAGCUGCAGGCAAAUCCCCAGCCGCUUCCUGUCAGUACCUGGACUGAGUGUUCCCAUGAUGCACGGGGCCACCACCUCCAAUGUUUCGUCGGCCUCGACCCCAGUCACCAAUGUUCCUUUCGCUGAAUCCGCCGCCUCAAAUCAGAAAACACAGAGCUUCUGACCUCUGACCCAGUGGAGCUCCAGUGCGUUCCCAUGGAAACCCAUUUCUGUCCCGUCCCCAAACUGCUGAUGGCAGCUCCAGUGGCGCUAAACUCAGUAAGCCUUUCCCGAAACACCAAUUAAAGCCCCCGAAACAUGCGCAGUACCGGGGCGGCCAUCUUUCUGAACACAGCGAACACGUGCCUCCCCCACACUGCACACGACUGAGUGACAAUGUGACCCCUCUUAUGUUCUGACAGUAGGAGAGCUGCGAUGGUUCACCCAACACAAGCCCGGACAUACUGCUGCUGCUUGAAAGCAGCCAUCUUGAUGCAUACUGACUUGACCAGGCAGAGCAAUAGAGCUCCCUCGUUGUUACAGCCAUACAUGCCCACACCUUAAACGUGCAGCAGACGUGUGCACACAAACAAACACACACACAUACACUUGUACGACUAAAAAGCCCUUUAUGGGUUGAAGCCAUGACAUGUGGCGACCCAACACAUUUGACUGUUCCAAAGUGUGAAACUCUGAAAAGUUGAUUCUGGGAAAAUUCAGACGGUUCGAGGAACUCGUGUGAAACGGCCGCUGGUCUGCAACCAGUACAGUUUGUCAUCAUAACAAAGGAGUGAUUCAUGUCAUGUCAUGUUUACGUUUCAAGAUGGCUACAAAUGUGACACUGGUGUGAGUCGUUGUUCAUUUGUUUGUGCCUUUGGUUUUUAGCAGCUCAGCUGCAGAGUAGCUGAAAUACACAAAUACUCUGAAAGAUGUUAUGAUGGCUAAUCAAAUACAAAAUAUUUCAUUCUAAAAAAUCUGUAUCAACUUAUAGUCUAUUUCAAUUCCUCCAGUAAUUACAUCGAUCACCACUUUGAAUUGUUUUAUAAAUAUUAAGCAUGAUUUGAAUCCGCGUUUCAUAGUCAGUAUCUGGUGCUUACUAGAUAUUGGCAGCAAAUUUUAUUUUUCUUAAUACUUCCUUUUAUUUAAUAUUCCUUCAAAAAAAAACUAUAAAUGACCUAACAUUGCUGGAUCUAAGACACAAACUGCCUUAAAGCAGCUGAGGUGAUGUUCGCUAUGUUGAAGCCUGUCUCCGUAUAACUCUGAAAGUUUCUCAUCAGACAGCUCAACUCACUACUACUCUUGAAUUUGAGUUAAUUCUCUGGACUCGGUCAGUGGUUGGGUCCUGUCAGUAAUUGUCUAAUGAUUGAAAUAUGGUUUGUUUCUACAAACGCAGUCAAAUGUCACCUUCUGUUAAAGCUACGAGCCUUGGACUUGAAUCUGGAUUCCCUGAAAAAGAAACAAAGUUACAUUUAUGAGGGUCAGAUCUGAGACGUUUUAAUUGGUACUCCAUAAACUUUUAAACCUGAUGUCAGAGGAGGAAGCUGGAUCUGUUUCCUGAUGUUGUGCCUAGUCUGUGUGCCAAGUGGAGGUAUAUGCAAGGUGAUGCCCCCAUUCAAUGCAAUACCUGAAUGACUCCUCCUAAUAAACGUCUCCCCUCGCCAGUGCGGAUCUGUCUUUUAAACAGGCAGUGUGUCUAAUGUACGUGUCUCCUCUCAUGGAUCGAGUGAGCGGCACAGCAUUUUUAUGUUUCACGGCUCUUCAGGGAGAAAGCUUAGAACUUGAAAAUAUCCUGUCUGAAUUUAAAUUGUGUCGUCUUUUCUACUGAUGUGUCCUGUUCGUCUUAAGUCGCCAGACUCUAAAUAUUACAGUGACAGUUAGUAACCAGGACUGAGUUGUGGGGGAGUAAGAAGAUAGAGGAAUGAGAAGGAAAUCACCCCUUUGAAAAAAGACAUUUACGAACCAGUUGGAUUUCUGGUUCUCAAAUGUCUGUGAUGAACUGCUCUGAUGGCAUGUGAAAUUUAACGUAACGGCUUCGGGAACUGGGCUGAAAUAACUUUUAUCCAAAUUCAAACGUGCCUCUUUAAAGUCUCCUCAAACCACUGCUGUCAAUACACUGUAGGAACAGACCAGUGCUCAAAGAUAGAUGUGUUAUUUGGUACAUUAUUAUUAUUAUGGUGAAUCAUAUCUGUACUAGUUUCUUCUCUGAGACAGCUGUGCUGUCUUAUUGUUAAUGUAACGUAAAUAAAUCAGUGUAUUGUGUGCAUUGUAAAGUGUGUUGAGACAAUGAAUCGCAGAAUUGGUUUGUUGUAAAUGCUGCAGAUAAAACAACAUUUUUCACUAAACAUCAUUAAUUUAAAAAUAAUGUCAUUGUGUCGUGAAUGUAUCUAAAGCAAAAACUCUUCAUGCUCCUCUAAAAGACAGGCAUGUUGAAAUGUAAUGAUUCACUAUAUAUAGACUAUUUCUUAGGUCACAAAGGUACCAUGCUGAUAGUGUGUAAAGACAUAUAAAGUAUGUGUAUUGUUCUAUAGAUUUAUAUUUAAUGUCUGUGGGUGACGUGACUACUUUUAGAAAUAUCUUUCACUCUCAGUAAAGGUAGAGCUGAAUUGUACUUUUUGAAGUACAAAUGUAAACCAUACAGGUACAUUAUAGUCAGUUCUUGUACCCCGACAGUGGAAAGUACCCAAAGUGCCCAAAAUGCACCAAUUAACAAUGAUGUAACCGUUGGGCAAAUUUGAGACAAUUAGCAUGUUACUCUUUUUUUCCUGCAGUAUUUUUACGUUUUCUCGUGGUUUGGAUCGGACAGUUCUCCUCUGUGCUGCGACCCUUGUUUAGGGAAUAAGGAAGUGUAGACAGACCGGCCAGUGGGAGAUGCUCGUGCAGCAACAGGGACGUAAUCAUUCACUGGAUUCACAUCCGUGUCAAUUAUGUUCAAUGAGGCAAGUUGGAACCCUUGAUAAUAUCAAUAUCCCUUCUGUCUGUCUAUGAGGAAAUCAAUACUGCUCUCCUGUUUAUGAGUUAUAUUUGAUUAGCUUUGCACAGACCUGGAGGCAGGGGGAAACAACUAGGCUGAGAUCGUUCAUUUCGUAGAGUUGUGUUCUUUAACUGUUUCUUGACCCACAACCAGGCAAAGUGCACAAUCUGGAAUCUCUGGACAACAUCAGUACGAAUAAUUGUGACCGUGUCGGACAUUUUAUCAGUCACAAAAUCAAAUACUGAAUAUAUAAAAGUAUUUCUAAAUGGUUUCAAACCCAGUCUGGCAUUUCUGUUUCCCACUUUCUUGUUAUUUAUUGACCAACAUUCUACAUCGUUGCAGAUCAAUGUAAAGUGUAAAAAAUCUCUGCAAUGAACUAAAGCAUUGUUUUCCCUUGUUUCCAGUCUUUAUGGUUCUAACUUCAAAAUACCAAACAGACAUGAGAGUGAUAUUAAUCUACUCAUCUAAUUCUACGAAAAGAAGGUGAAUAUGUGUAGUAUUUAUUUAAACAUUUACAUUUCAUCCACCUGUGGAUCACAUUCCACUAGACAACAGGUGUCACAGGAGUAGCGAUACAACAUGAUAUAAAUGUGUUGACAAAUUGCAUCUCAAAUAGAUUUUAAAUUCCAUUAUAUACCUAUUUUUUUAAUUAUAUCAUAUGCUUAUGUGUUAUAUUUUCUCAUUUGAACUAGUGAUUGACGGAUAAACAGUUCAUCCGUAGAAUUUUUAUAUAAUAAUAAAUUGGCUUGCAUUCAUGAAAAUUCAUGAUUGACCAAUUUUUAUGGCACGACUGAUGUUUUAACUCUUUUUCUGUGACACGUGUUGUCCUCCAUAUAAAAGCAGUACCUAGCCUGUUAUAUGUCUGGUAACAUACAUCUGUAAAAUACUUUUUGUCACAGACAUAUACUGUACUUCUUCUUCCACUCUGUAUUCGAGGGAUUAGCAGCUAAUCUUAGUGAAAAAUUGUUCUAUCCUGCUCAUGAAAUUGAGAAUUAGAAUGUCCCAGAAAGUUAUCUCAAUCUUGUGGUUUUGAGAGGUUAGAUUUGUCCAGCCGAGGAAGCCCCUGCUUCUAGCCUUUAUCUCAUCCCCCCCCUUCACAUAAUUUUGCCUUGACUGAAAAAAACAACGAAUGCACAAGAGUGUGUUAGUUAGUGGAUCUGCAGUGUGGCAUGAGCAACAUUUUACGUCUUUCCUUUCUCUAAAUCUCAUGCACAUGAUUUUCUCAAAUGUAAAAGGAUCUGAUCACUGGGUGCAGUGUCCAGAUCCUUUAGCGUGUGUAAUUCAGCCUACUUUUGUUUCCUAGGGCACAAACAAAGGGCCUUAUUUCUGGAUCACUGUAUAAAGAUAUGAUAGCUGUGUAUCAAAAUGACUUGUAUUAAUGGUAAGUUAAGCUUUUUUUUAUCUAACUUAAAACAAAAACACAGCAUGAAAUUUAAAAAAAAAUCAUUUAUACAUAGUUAAUGGUUUGUGUAGACCAACACGAAAAAAUAUUCCAUAUGUAUACAAUGAUGGAGUCAUUGUAAACGGUAAUAGAUUUGGUUGCUAUGGCAACAAAAUGACAACAUGGCUACCUUUCUAUUAUCCGAAUGUGAAUUUUUUCACAUUAAUUGAAAUAACGUACACCACUAACCUAUUCAAGAAGGGAAUGUCUAAUUAGUUUGUCUUGUUAUUGCGUCGUGAUGAAAUAUUUUAUAUGGAAAUCUUCGUAAUAUCCAAAGGUCCUUAGGGGAGAUCAGGUGUUUAUUUUGUUGUAUUAAUUUGACCUUAAUUGUUUUCUCUUUUUUGUUGUUCUUGAAUAUGUUCUUUUUGAGAAAUAAGAACGGACUUAAACACCUUUCUGUCAGGGAGGUGAAGAGGCUUUUGGACUAAGUGGAAGAUCUUCAUAUUUUUCUGUCAAAUCAAACUAAUCGGUUCACUUCCUGCCUGCAGCGGGGACGGCUUUCCUCUCUUUGUGGAGGUUUGAGGUUUUAUUAGUGAAUUCGGUUUCAGUUUCGACCCAGAACGUGGUCCAGAAGUCUCUUACUGCCCAGCUGUGCUGGGGGAUGACCAUCCUUACUGAGGUGUACCUGAAUGUGUCAUGUUCACCUUGUUUGCACUUAUGUACAUAACUAUGUCGAAAUACUCAAAAUUUAUUUUGAAUAAAUAUAGAGAAAAGAGUUGACUAAAAAAAAUCUAAUCAGUGUAUUGUUAAUGAUAUGUCUAUCAUUUUAUUACAGUAUAAAAAGAUCACUUUGAGAGAUCUGCCCUUUGUUUGUUUGUUUGCUGGAGCCCUGCUCUAAUCCAAGCAUGACGUUGCCUCGCUCUAAACCUUGAAUGGGCUGCGGUUUUAAAAAAGCUUUUUCAGUUCGUUUCUGGUUCAAACCUGACAUCCAACAAUAGAGAUGGAUUAGAAGAAACAGUCCCUCUGGAAUAAUUACAACCAAAUAAUACUAACACCUGGUUGUUAUAUGCUCAUCGUGAUGACACAAACGCAGGCGCUCUCCUCUAAAGCAGCAAAAUAAAGCACAGGGUAGCUCCACCUGAAACCAGCUGGGAAACAAGAGGAGCAGAUAUGAGCAAGACUCUAGAGAGGGAUGAACAUGAGAUGUGUUUUAAAUCCACUUACAUUUCUGUCAUUUUGUGAAAUGGGUUAUUGUUUUCCCCCUUGUCGUCAUUAUCCAAAACAACAAUAAAUCUGUAUUCUCCUGCGGAUUUGCGUCACAGUCGCAAACAACCUGUUUUUGCGAUGUUAUUCUUGGAGCAGCAGCGUCCUUGCGUAACUCUGUUCCUGCAGAUUCAGACAUUCACUGCUCUCCAAUUGCUCUCAAAGCCAGCGAUUUUGUUGCCAUGGCACUUGUCCUAGCGGUGGACAGACUGAGUCAUCCUGGUGAAUCGGUUCACAGCCCCUCGGACUGUUGUGGAAUAUUGACUUUUAAGUGUCUGCUCACAGAGACGGCUCUCUGUACGACGUGUACCCAAACCUCACCAAAGGUUCUCUGCUGUGACUAACCAGCAGCCAUCAUCACUGCAGUGCCAACGCACAGUAUGGGGGAGAAGUACAUGAGGAAUGGUCAUGACAUACUGUGUGUUUCCAGUCACCAAUAAGGGAAUACGAUUGUGAUUUUAUUUCGAAAUGUAUUUAUUGUUAUUUCAAAGGUUCAGUUGUGUAAGUGUGCCUUUAUUGUGCAAACUGUAGUUUUCCUUUUACGUUUGAAUGGACUUGAAACAUCACAAGUGUUGACUGUGUGUAGAACACUUUUGUAAUCUGUUGGUGAGUCGCAAUCACAUUGGGUACAGUCGCAGACCGAAUGGCAACCCCUGGAAGUUGAAGAGGGCCAAAGACUGUUCAGGACUAAGCCAUAUGAAAAACUCUCUCUGACACUCUAGGACAGACUUGACGGUGACGGCCGUUUCUCUCGCUUCUCUUUUCUUUUUCUUUUUUUGUUGCCUGUGGUGCUUGUAUGUGCUGCUGUGCUACGUGCCAAUUUGAUUUGCAGUGUAUCGCUAUUAAGAGUAAGUUACUGUGCCUAUGAUAAGUUCUGCGAUUUCUGUUUGACCUUUAAUAAAAACAUAUUUGUGAUCCUC
Molecule: messenger RNA, 9388 nt
Organism: Platichthys flesus (European flounder)
Lineage: Eukaryota; Metazoa; Chordata; Actinopteri; Pleuronectiformes; Pleuronectidae
Gene: mbnl3
Product: muscleblind-like splicing regulator 3
Exons: 9
Coding region: 1874-3037 (387 amino acids)
Molecular function (GO): metal ion binding
Source: RefSeq, a predicted model, not a curated record